AUUCCAGUUUAGCCGGGACGAGUGCGCGGUUAGGCGCUGCGGCGGCUGUACCGCUAUCUCCGCGAAUAAAUAAAAGAUGCAGCGGAGAACGGGUACAUAGCGGACUCAAACCGGGCGAGGCUCAGUGCGGCGUCGAUCAGCUCCCACGAUGGUCAACUACAAGAGAGUGGUGUGCGAGGUGGCGCUACUGGCGGCGCUGGUGGUGAUCGCCGCGGCCGCGCCCGCCGACUGCGAUCGCCACUACGACCAGCGGCAGAACGGCUCCGAGAACUACCGGCUCAAUAUCGACGGCGUGGUCAUCGCCGUCGCGCCCGCCGACUCGCUGCUCGCCGCCGCCUCCGACAUCGACAUCAGCGACCUGCUCGACCUCGACGACUUCAACGAGGUCAAGCCGAAGCCGCCCAGCACCACCUCCCCGCCGAAGCCCCACAUCGAGCCGAAACCCGAGGACUCGAAGCCCGAAGGGCCCGCGAAGCCCGACGCGCCCGCGACGCCUGCCGAGGCGCCGCUCAGUGACGUCAGCCUCACCCCCAAUCUCAAAAGCCAGAAAAAGGACGCAACGACCAGAAAACAAGAAAAAGCUCAAAGACUGAAAAACAAGAUCGCACAUCUUUUACUACCGCUGCUGCGAAGAAAUCGGCAUCACUAGACCAACGGCACUGCCAUGACUAUCUUAAGACAAACGAAUUGUUCUCAUCUUAUGUAGAAGUAGAAAGUUUUAUUGUGCUUAUAGGUACAUAAAAUAGUUCUUGAUAAGGCAGAUAAAUAUGUCAAUAUAAUUGAGCCCUUAUAGACUGUUUGUAUAACACAAGUUUAAUCCACAAAUACAAUUUAAUCUAAUCUGUACCUAUUGUAUAAGUAAGGAGAUGUAAGUAAAAAGUAAACACUUAAAGAAAGAUAAAUUUAUGUGACCAUGGGUGAUAAAAUCGCAUUUACGUAGAUGUAUUUAUUUAAUUUUAAGUUAUAGACGUAAGGUUGUAAAAUAAUGUAUUGUUUCGUUGAAAAUAAAAUAUAAGAAUUUUUAUUGAAAAAUCCCUACAA
Molecule: messenger RNA, 1041 nt
Organism: Ostrinia nubilalis (European corn borer)
Lineage: Eukaryota; Metazoa; Arthropoda; Insecta; Lepidoptera; Crambidae
Product: nucleolar and coiled-body phosphoprotein 1
Exons: 2
Coding region: 149-649 (166 amino acids)
Source: RefSeq, a predicted model, not a curated record